CGCGAGAUUACGGCCUCUUCCCAGGCCGUCGUUGUAUGAGACACAGGCCAUGUUCAGUACCAGCGCGAAAAUCGUGAAGCCGAAUGGCGAUAAGCCAGACGAGUUCGAGUCUGGCAUUUCCCAGGCUCUUCUUGAGCUGGAGAUGAACUCUGACUUGAAGGCUCAGCUGAGGGAACUUCACAUCACCGCUGCUAAGGAAAUUGAUGUUGGUGGCAGCAGAAAAGCCAUCAUCAUCUUUGUGCCGGUGCCCCAACUGAAGUCCUUCCAGAAGAUCCAGGUGAGACUCGUGCGUGAGCUGGAGAAGAAAUUCAGCGGCAAACAUGUGGUCUUCAUCGCACAGAGAAGAAUCCUGCCUAAACCUACAAGGAAAAGCCGCACAAAAAACAAGCAGAAGCGCCCCAGGAGCCGAACUCUGACCGCUGUGCAUAAUGCUAUCCUUGAGGACCUGGUCUUCCCCAGUGAGAUUGUUGGCAAAAGGAUUCGUGUGAAACUGGACAGCAGUAGGCUCAUCAAGGUCCACCUCGACAAGGCGCAGCAAAACAACGUUGAACACAAAGUUGAGACCUUUGCUGGUGUCUACAAGAAGCUCACGGGCAAGGAUGUGAUAUUUGAAUUCCCAGAGUUCCAACUGUAAAUUGCAGAUGACAAAAUAAAUUUGUUUACUGUCACUUC
Molecule: messenger RNA, 672 nt
Organism: Triplophysa rosa
Lineage: Eukaryota; Metazoa; Chordata; Actinopteri; Cypriniformes; Nemacheilidae
Gene: rps7
Product: ribosomal protein S7
Exons: 7
Coding region: 50-634 (194 amino acids)
Biological process (GO): ribosomal small subunit biogenesis; rRNA processing; translation
Cellular component (GO): 90S preribosome; cytosolic small ribosomal subunit; ribosome
Molecular function (GO): structural constituent of ribosome
Source: RefSeq, a predicted model, not a curated record